Molecule: messenger RNA, 2234 nt
Organism: Podarcis lilfordi (Lilford's wall lizard)
Lineage: Eukaryota; Metazoa; Chordata; Lepidosauria; Squamata; Lacertidae
Source: the annotation of a GenBank genome assembly
GUGGCGCAUGGACUGGGGCCUGCACCUCUGCCAUGGGGCCUCUGUCCACUGCACAGUCUCUGUUCAUGGCUGCUGUGCCAAUAAAGGCCUUACGGCAGAAGCACAGGCCCCAGUCCAGUUGCCACCGAGGCGGCUGAGCAUCAGAGGUAAGACGAAGGUUGGGAGGCAGCAGCAGUGCAUGUUGGUGGUGCAUGGUUGGGGGGGAGGUCAGGUGGUGGUGGCAGCAGUGGGGGGGCAGAGGCCAGGCACUCACAAGAAAAAAAUUGUGGGUGCUUGGGCCCCCAGGGCUACCUGGCAUUGGCACCAGUGGAAAAAGUACAAGUAAUUGCUUUGCAUUCAUGAUAUGCAAACACACACUUGCGGCCCAGCUUGCCUCAAAAGACCAUAUAGGUUUUGCAAGCAUUCCUGUCUAAUACUGUAUAAUACUAACUUGAAAACAAUUCCCACUUCCUAUUGCAAAGGAAGGGAGGAGUAGCUACACCAUGGCUCCCUGAACUAGUUUUGCAAGGAGUCCUCUGCAAAGAAGACCCCUUACUUUUGUAAAAAGAAAUGUAUUAAUUAAGCAGGCUUUGCAAUUUGGUUCCUCUGCCCUAUGCAAUCACUGCUCCCUGCCAUGGGCCAGGAGUCAGCUUCACCUGCUGAGCAGCAGCCUGAAGGAAUAGAAUGCAAAGUGACUCCACCUGCUGCUGAUCAGCCUUCUUGCUCCUGAGGAGAACCAGCUGGCUCCAGCUUUCUUAAGCAGGGUUUCCAGCCUCAGUCAGUUGCUGAAAACUACAUUCGUUGUUCCUGGCCAGACCCUGCUGCUUCUUGAGACUUUGGACCCUUGGCUUUCUUGACCUCUGGAUCAUCUGACUACAUUAACUGAGAUAUUCCUGACUUUAGGACUGAAUUGGACCUUGUGUAUGAACUCUGCCUCCAGGCAAGUACCCCACUGAGGCUUGGCUGGAUGGCUGUCUUCUCCCUCCACUGAACUCUGCCAUGGCUGGCAGCCCAGGACUAUGACACCCCCUCCCUUUUGCAAACCACCAGUGGUGAGGGAGGUUGUCCAGGGUCCUGAAAACACUGCAUUUGUCUGUGCUUGCUUGUGGAAUUGCAUCUUGUGCCUUCUGCAUCUCUUCUCUGGAACCUGUAAUGUAGAUGGGACUCUGCCUGCUCUGCCAGUUCCUAUUCAAUCCACUUGCCUAGGAGUGCCUACUGCAUUAUUUACCUCCUGUGGGAGCUACUUCCUUAGGAUGCAAUAGCUGAACAGAUAGGGUAGGAACUAUCUGCCCCACUCUGAUUUGGUUUCAUAGUAGAGCAGUUCAUCAUGCUUCCUGUCCACACACUGCAAUACUUCCUGCUCUUACUGUAAAGAAAGGGUGGGGAACUAGAUGUCAAUGUGGGCAAAUAUGCAAUCUGCAAAGUGACUUUCAAAGUGUUCCACAAGACCCAACAAUCAGCUGAUUAGCUAAUCUGAGCCACAUCUGUACUUGGCUUCACCUAAGCUGAGUCAGGUCUUUACCUGCCCCACAUUUGAUAUAUAUAUUUAUUAAAUUUGUAUACUGCCCUUCAUCUGAGGACCUCAGUGUGGUUCACAGCAUAAAAAUACAAGAUAAAAACAUAAAAUAAUAAAAACAAAAACAAACCAAUUAUUCCCCACUCCCACAAACACAUUUAAAAUGAUAAAGGAUGUUAAUCAGCCACAUAUGACAUCAGCUACAGAGCAGGAGGGUGCAGCUUGGCUGAAAUGUCCUUGAGCCAAAUUGGGAGGUUAAUUGGGCAUGUGAGAUGAAAUUCCCACCCCUGCUCUAGAAUCAUAUGGAUACAGAAGGGGGGCCCUCUGGCAGCUGGGGAAACAGGUCCUGCUACUUAUUGCUAUUUUUAUCUUCCUACUUUUCAGCAUACAAACAGUGGAGAAAUGGGAGGCGGCAUCAUGUCUGAGCUUUAUAGCAAGUAAUUGUAGCUAUGCUGUUAUAAGGUACACUCCACACUGUAUAUAGUUGUAGCAUUGCAGUGCCUGCUAAGUGGCUGAUCCAGCCUCAGACGGAAGCCUUUUACUUUCCCUUUGCUUAACAUCUCCCUUCCUCAAGGCACAUUUGCCAGCUGUGGUGCCCCCCCUUCCAACUUGUCUUGUUGCAUUACAAAUCAUCAGCCACCAUCAAGAGGUCAAGAGGCAUCAUUUUUUCAUCCUUCCCCCACCUCAACAAGAAGCAUGAGACAUCUGAGAUUUGGCUCUGUUUCCAAACGGUCACAGC